This is a messenger RNA of Ceratosolen solmsi marchali, 2512 nucleotides long. RefSeq names its product angiotensin-converting enzyme. Lineage: Eukaryota; Metazoa; Arthropoda; Insecta; Hymenoptera; Agaonidae. The coding region runs from base 13 to 2322 and encodes 769 amino acids. Gene Ontology annotation, cellular component: plasma membrane. The transcript is spliced from 12 exons. Gene Ontology annotation, biological process: proteolysis. Gene Ontology annotation, molecular function: metallopeptidase activity; peptidyl-dipeptidase activity. The record is from RefSeq and is a predicted model, not a curated record.
AAGGUGCGAGGAAUGCUUCCGAAGUGGUCGUGCGCUAUCCUUGGCGGCCUUCUCUUGGUUUGCUCGCUCAAGAUCUGCGACGCUGACGAGGAACUUGGCGACAGUUCCGAGCGCAGCCUCGACAGGAGCAUCGAGCUCAGCGAGCUCGAGUACGAGGACGCCUGCAUCCCGGUAGCCGAGGCCCAUUGGAGCUUAACCAAGGAUCCCAAGGACACGCAGCUCCUUCAAGCCUGGAAAGAUGCUGCGAUCAAGUUUGCGGAGCUAAAGAACGGGGAAAAGCAGCAUAUGACGAGAAAAUUCAAAGCUACUCCCGAGGAAUCACCACUCAACUACAAGUUCUCCAUUAUCAAGUAUCCGGGCGAUGCGCUAUUGAACGAGGCCGAUUACAGCAAGCUUAUCGCUUUUAUCGGCGAUCAUCGAGUAUUGCUCGCGAAUACCAGACUACCCGAAGGCGGCAAAAAUCUGAGUCGAGAAGGAGUGGAAUUUCUAUUGUCGCAUAACGCCAAAGAGGAAAAGAAGUUGGGAGUAUGGACGAGUUGGCAUCAGCACUUCUCCCCGGAAGCGGACGAUUUCCUCAAGGUGCUUCAUCUCGCUCAGAAGGCAGCUUUGGCAAACGAAAAGCCGAACGUGAAAAACUAUUGGGAAAUGCUGACUGGUGAGCCCAAUGCGUACGAAUCGUACAAGUACCAGUUGGACAGGUUGACCGAUCUACGUUUGAAGCUUAUGAACUUCGCGGGUAAACGUCUGUCAAAGAAAUAUGACGUCAAGACGGGAAAUGGCAGUGUGCCGGCGCAUUUACUCGGUUCCUUAUCCGGCUACGAGUGGACGCAUUUGGCACUGGACGUUGUUCCCCAUCCCGAUAUUAUGUUCAUGAUAAGAAAGAAUUUUUGGGAGAAGAAAUUGUUCGGCAAAUCUUUAUACAAGUCUGCUGCUGCGUUGGGUAAGAGAUUCUUAGGUUAUUCUCCGAAAUCAGAUUUUUGGAGCAGAAGCAACUUCAAAGCCGAGUGUACCACAUUGCAAUUGUUUAAUUUUUGCAAAUUAGGAAGUAUGAGUAUAUCUACUUGUAAUGAGCCAUCGCUGUCAAAUUAUCUGACUGCUCACAAAAACGUUGCCAAAAUACUAAUGCACCAAAUGUCUUCCAUAGUUCCCAUUCUAAACGACGCUAAUCGAUAUUCAGUUCUCGAUGAGGCGAUCGCGGAAUUAUUUUCUAUCCUAGCUGCGAGUCCAGCUUGGUUACAAUACAUAGGUUUAAUUGACAAAUCCAUCGGAUCCGAAGAAGCUAAAAUCACAUCCUUGACUAUUACGGCUCUGGAUGUUCUUCCGCGUUUGGCUUAUUACAUUUCCGUCGAUAAAUGGAGACUGGAUGCCAUCGAGAGAAACGAAUCAAAUUCAAAGCAGUUGGUUUCCGACUGGUGGAAAACUAGACUGCAAAAUGAAUUUAUAAAUACCAGUAGCAGUGAAUUGCCAACAUUCUUAAACGAUGACCAUAUUAUUAGCAAUAAACCUUACCUCUCAAAAGUAUUGGGAAUCAUGCUCGCCUUUCAAAUGUAUGAUUACGUCAUGAAAUCAACCGACAUAAGAAACGAGCCUUUUGACAAAAGUUCCUUGAAUAGUAAUCUUGUACGCAUAGUCCAGAAUAAUUCGGAAAACUGGAAGGCCUUGAUUAGCAAAUACAUGAAUAUCGAGGCGAUUUCAGUGCAGCCGAUGAUCGAGUACUUCGGCGAGCUCGAGUACUACUUCGAGAGCUAUGAGGCACCGGAGCAAGUCUACGACUUCAGUGCCAAGGAAAUCGAGCUCGAGCUGAUCGAAAAAAAGCAUCGGAAAAUAGCCAAUACGCCGACGACUACGACAACGACGACUACGACGACGACGACGACGACGACGACGACGACUACGACGACGACGACGAGGACGACGACGUCGACGAUGACGACGUCGGGAUCUACGACGACAACUGCGAGGCCGACAACGACGUCAACGAGGACCACGUCUUCAUCAAUGGGCAAGACACCAACGGCAUCCCUUGGCAAGCUCCCUCCGAAGUCUAAGGUCUCCAACAGCAUCCCGAAGGACUCACUGAUCCUCGGCAAGUCAGGUGGGACGCACUCGAGCUCGGAAGACUCCGCGUCCGAGGACGGGGACAUCGAGGCGACGCUCGAAGUCGACGAGGACGACGAGGCCGAGACGAAACCAAAGAUCAACACGAACAAAGCCGUGUGGGCGGUGGCGGCGGUCCUCGUUGCCACCGUCGCAAUCUGCGUAAUCGCUAUCUUCGGGAGGCGACGCUGCGCCCGUACGCCAAAGAAUCGCCGAUACGUGUAAAUGAGAGACGGACCUCUUCCCAGGAUGUCCCCUCUCGAGCUCUCGACAUCUGGCUCCCCGAAGAAAGAGCCCGAGCAUUAAAAUGCGAUUGGGAAAGCGAGCGUCGCCGUAAUUGCCCGUUUUCUCACAUUCCAUUCAGCGAUCGCCGAAUGUCCUGUUCGCUUGCAAGGAAAGCGACGCGAUAACACUC